AUGGCUGAUAAUGAUGAUUAUGAAAUUUAAUAUUACAAAUAUUUAGAGAAAAUUGGAAUGACUCCUCCCAAUGUUAAGGUCAGAUAAACACCUUAGAAAUAAAACAAUAGUGGAAUUUCAUAAAGAUUAUUAUUCUAGAAUUCCUCAUAAAAAAAAGAACUGAAUUAUUAAAGAAUUAAUUCAAUUAUAGUAUUGAAUAACUAAUUAGAAAUUAAUUUAACCAAUAAAUAGAACUAAUCUAAAAUAUUAAAUAUCUCUUCAAAUUAAGAAAGUAAAAGUCCAAUCUUUGAUAUAUAAACCAGUUUAAUCUAACCUAAUGAAUAAAAAAAUGAAAAAGGAUUAUCUUAAAUUGAUGAAUUCGCAGAUGAAUAUUAAUAAGAAACUUCUAACAAAACUAAUUGUUAUGACUCAAAUAUUAGAUAAGAAUAAAAUAAUAACAAUAUUAAUCUAGAUUUUUCCUCUAUUCAAUUAAAACCAUUAAUCACCAAUAAAUUUCAUGAAGACAAUUAAAAUCAAACAGAAUAAGAUAAUUAACAAUUACAGUAAUGUUAAGAUAAUGAUAAUCAAAUAUCUCUUUGUAAUAAUUAAGACUUGAAUAUAAAAUAAAAUUAAUAAAGUAACUAAUCUUGUUAACAUGAUCCAAGUAUUAAAGAGAGUAAUUAAGAGCUAUCAAAGCAAAAUAGCCAAAUUAAAAUUAUCAUUGAUCAAAAUCAAGAUGAAGAAAUUGAUUAAGAAUAGCUUCAGUAAUAAAUCAGAAUAUAAAAUGAAAAUAUUGAAAAAAUAAAUAUCGUUGAUUUGGAUGUUAAUAACAAAUAAAACUUGGAAUCUUAACCUUAAAUAGAAAUGAAUCCAAAAAUUGAGACCCCUCCUAAAGAGAUUAAUAUGUAAGAAUAAAAAUAAGAUGAAUAUACUUGUUAGAUUUAAUCAAAAAAUGUAGAUAUUAAUUAUCAGGAGUCAUCAGAUAUACAAUUACAAAUUCAAAAUAAUGAUAUAGGUAAAACUUAAAUAUAAGUAUCUGAUAAUCAUCUCAUAAUCAAUUAAACAAUGGAAAUAGAGAAAAUAUAAGAAUCAUAAAUCAAUUAAGAAUAAUAAAUUAUCAAAUAAUAUUAAAAUAAUUAAGUAUCUCAUCCUCUUGAAAAUAAAUUAAAUAAUGAUCAAUAAAAUAAUAUUAACUAAUAAUAAUCAGUGGAAUAAAGACUUAUUUAGAAGAAAAAGAAAAAAUAAAAAAAAAGUAGAAUCAUUAAUAAAAAAAAGAAAAAAGAAAAGAAAAAUAAAGUUGAAUAAAAUGAAUAGAAAUUAAAUGAUGAAAAAAAAUAAUCUUACUAGAUAAUAGACUGUGAAAAUAAAUAAAUUUUGCAAAUUGAGGAAAAACCUAAUAAUGAACAAAUAAUAAUAGAAUAGGAAUAAAAAAAUCCUAUUUGUAAUCUAUUAUAAUCAUUAAUAAAAGGAUUUUAUGGGGAGAAUAUAAAAAUUAAUUGGAAUAAAUAUACCUUCUUAAAAAAGAAAAUUUAAAAGUAUAUUAAAUUUAUAUUAUUUAUAGGAAAAGAUCUAUAUUGUUGAAAUCUAAAUUGUUAAUUUGA
This is a messenger RNA of Paramecium pentaurelia, 1580 nucleotides long. Lineage: Eukaryota; Ciliophora; Oligohymenophorea; Peniculida; Parameciidae. The record is from the annotation of a GenBank genome assembly.